Acinonyx jubatus (cheetah) is the source of this 5578-nucleotide messenger RNA. It is a transcript of the gene SOX1, whose product is annotated as SRY-box transcription factor 1. Gene Ontology annotation, molecular function: DNA-binding transcription factor activity, RNA polymerase II-specific; RNA polymerase II cis-regulatory region sequence-specific DNA binding. Bases 525 to 1703 code for a protein of 392 amino acids. The record is from RefSeq and is a predicted model, not a curated record. The transcript has a single exon. Lineage: Eukaryota; Metazoa; Chordata; Mammalia; Carnivora; Felidae. Gene Ontology annotation, biological process: cell differentiation; anatomical structure morphogenesis; regulation of DNA-templated transcription.
UGCCCAGCGCACGCGGCGCGCCGCGCUGCUAGAAGUUGUAGCCCCGGAGUUGGAGGCCGCCGAGGACCGAGCGCAGGAGCGAGGAGGCGGCGCUCGGCGGCGGCCAGCGAGAAGGCGGCGGAGAGCCCCGGGCCAGGCCCCGCGCACGGCUCACGUCCCGAAAAGUGGAGCUGCAGCUUGGCGACGCCUGCACCUGUUUGCGCCGCUCCGCCGAGGCGACCGGGCUGCGGCGGCGGCGGCGGCGGCGAAGACGGCGACCCCGGCCAGCGCCCUCUUCGGCAAGUGGUUUGAGCGCCAGGAGAAACUUUGCACCUGUGAGCCGGACCUGCGCUGAGUGCGUGUGUUUUUGCCUCCCGUUCCGUUGUCUUCGCUUCCACCUGCGCCCCGCUCUCCUCUCCGGUAGGACUUCUCCCCCUCCCCGCGUCCCGCUCCGUUCGAUUGAGCCCCUCUCCACCCUCCGCCCCCCGGCCGUCUAUGCUCCCGGCCCUCCCCGCGCGGUGCCGGUGAACCCGCGGGCCGCCCCGAUGUACAGCAUGAUGAUGGAGACCGACCUGCACUCGCCUGGCGGCGCCCAGGCCCCCACGAACCUGUCGGGCCCGGCCGGGGCGGGCGGCGGUGGGGGUGGUGGCGGCGGCGGCGGCGGCGGCGGCGGGGUCGCCAAGGCCAACCAGGACCGGGUCAAGCGGCCCAUGAACGCCUUCAUGGUGUGGUCCCGCGGGCAGCGGCGCAAGAUGGCCCAGGAGAACCCCAAGAUGCACAACUCGGAGAUCAGCAAGCGCCUGGGCGCCGAGUGGAAGGUCAUGUCCGAGGCCGAGAAGCGGCCGUUCAUCGACGAGGCCAAGCGGCUGCGCGCGCUGCACAUGAAGGAGCACCCGGAUUACAAGUACCGGCCGCGCCGCAAGACCAAGACGCUGCUCAAGAAGGACAAGUACUCGCUGGCCGGCGGGCUGCUGGCGGCCGGCGCGGGCGGCGGCGGCGCGGCGGUGGCCAUGGGCGUGGGCGUGGGCGUGGGCGCGGCGGCCGUGGGCCAGCGCCUGGAGAGCCCGGGCGGCGCGGCGGGCGGCGGCUACGCGCACGUCAACGGCUGGGCCAACGGCGCCUACCCCGGCUCGGUGGCGGCGGCGGCGGCGGCCGCGGCCAUGAUGCAGGAGGCACAGCUGGCCUACGGGCAGCACCCGGGCGCGGGCGGCGCGCACCCGCACGCCCACCCGGCGCACCCGCACCCGCACCACCCGCACGCGCACCCGCACAACCCGCAGCCCAUGCACCGCUACGACAUGGGUGCGCUGCAGUACAGCCCCAUCUCUAACUCGCAGGGCUACAUGAGCGCCUCGCCCUCGGGCUACGGCGGCCUCCCCUACGGCGCCGCGGCCGCCGCCGCCGCCGCCGCGGGCGGCGCGCACCAGAACUCGGCCGUGGCGGCGGCGGCAGCGGCGGCGGCCGCGUCGUCGGGCGCCCUGGGCGCGCUGGGCUCGCUCGUCAAGUCCGAGCCGAGCGGCAGCCCGCCCGCCCCCGCGCACUCGCGGGCGCCGUGCCCCGGGGACCUGCGCGAGAUGAUCAGCAUGUACUUGCCCGCCGGCGAGGGCGGAGACCCGGCGGCGGCCGCGGCGGCCGCGGCGCAGAGCAGGCUGCACUCGCUGCCGCAGCACUACCAGGGCGCGGGCGCGGGCGUCAACGGCACGGUGCCCCUGACGCACAUUUAGGGACGCGGGGACUCUGCGGCCCGCGCCCACGACGCGCGACGAGGGAGCGCGCGGCCCGCCCCGGGCGGCCUUGCUUUUGUACAGACGUUUCCACGUUCUUGUAAAGAGGAAGGCACUGGCGACGAGCGCGGGCGAUCCGCGGCCCCCACCUCCCCUUUGCGGGAGCUCCUGGGGACCCGCCGGGCGCAGACACCGCCGUGCGGUCUAGGCCGACUUCGGGGCUUUCUUGAGACUUUUUGUACAGUAUUUAUCACUCACGGAGGAGGCGGAAAGCGUUUUCUUUGCGCGAGGGGACAAAGGCCAAACCAAGCGAGAGGCGACUCCCAACUUUUCUAUCCCGGCCGGCGCGCCCCCUCACCCUGCACCGCUUCCUGGCGCCAUUUGGUCGCCCGAGACCCGAGGCUCGGUGCCGGGAGCUGUGCUCGUUCGUUAUUGAUGUAGUGAGGCAGAUCCAGACACUUAACGACUUUUUUGUAGUUGUUACCGCUUUUUUUUUUCCUUUUUUUCUUUUUUUCUUUUUGGUUGGUUUGUUAAUUUAUACACAGAUCUCCCCAGUGCUUUCGGGUGGCCGUGUUAUAUUCUGGGUUUUGUAAAACUUUCUGUAUCUGAGCAUUUCCAUUUUUUUUUGUUUUGUAUAAUUUCUUGUAAAUGCAUUGUGAAAUUUUUAUUUUCGGCGUUGCGGUGUGGGGAGGGGGAUUCAGAUUCUGUACAUAAUUUCCUUAAAAGCCUUUCUUCUAAAAACGAAAAAAGACCUCUCCUUAAAACAAAAAAUGCAUCGAGUUUUGAGUCAAUAAAUUUGAGAGAGAGAGAGGGAGAAAAAAGCCCAGUUUUCCCCUGUAAUUGGAACGUGCUAAUUUUAUAUGCAUGUUUUGUGACUUUAAAAUACAAUCAGUAAAUCAAAAGGAGAAAGAGGCGUUAUUAGCAUAAACUAAAAGUGAGAGACUCCCCAGGGGGUGUGUGUGUGUGGGGGGGGAAUAGGAUCUUCACGGAGCUCCCUUCAGUGGAAGGGAAGAAACUUAAAAUCGAUAGAUGGUUUUGUAGCAUUUACAGUGUUAAUACGGAUCAAGAAAUAAUGACCAGGUUUCUAGUCUGGCCCUUUGGUGUGUUGUUUCUAACCGCGGGCCCACAUGGCUGCUUCUGCGUCCCGCCGCCUAGGAUCUCUGCCGAAGUUUGGUCUGCAGGACGAAGGAGACCCCGAUGGCGGCACCAGGCCCCGGACGGAUGACCUCCGUGGGGUCACGGAGGCCUCCAAUUGCCCCGCAAGUAACGAGAUUGCAAAUGGAAUUUAUCUGAAUUUGUCUCAAGGGAACACACUUGGAACCAAAAUGUAGUGCAACCGAGCCCCCUCCGUCCCUCCUCAGCCCCUCCCUCUGGCUUCUUUCUCCUUGGGAAAGGGCAAACCGAUCAAGAAUUCUCUCUCUCUUUCUCUCCCCCUGCCCCAACAUAAAUACACAGCACACUCACUCUGUACACUCACUCCACCACCCCCCUACCCGCAGAGUGAACUGGGAUACACAAAAUGUGUUUGUUAUUCCUAACGAGAUCGGAGGGUGUUUGAUGCUUUAAAUUUUUUAAUUAUAUUUUUUCUAGGUGUUUAUGGGUACACUGCAGUUUUUUCUGGAAUUUCAAGUUUUCUGUAAAACUUUGUCUUCAAGUAACCUGACAGCAUUAAAUACUGCAUUUAAAAGUUAUACUGUAGCAAAUACGUUUUGAAAUUAGUCACAACAUAAAGAUGAAGUUACAUUCUGGGGGAGAAAAAAAAAGCCUUGAGGCCACAUCAAAACACGUUGAUUUCAUCAGCUUUAGGCCUCCUCCUUCAUUUUCUUUUCUUGUCCUGGAAUGAGCAGAGACCAUCUCUCCAAAAAUGGGCCUGUGCUCCUAGGUUAAUGAGAACCUCAUUCAGCCUGCGUUGGAGAAUAGCUUUAAGUAAAAUGCUAAACUGGCAAUUGACAUGUGUCUUUUUUGGAGUUGUUUUGAUAAUUUGGCUUAAACCAUGCAUUUUUUAAAGUGACUGCAAAAAUUUCAGGAACGAUGUCCACUGCUUCUUUCUAACAGAUAAUAAAGUCCCCUCUUUUUUUCUCUUUUCUUUUAUUUAAGCAAUCUGAUCCUUUGUGACACGGUGGCCCCUGAAAGUGUUUGGAUAUGUGUGGAUUGCUGAGUGGCACAGCAUCAGGAAGUAGUCUGGGGAUACAUGAAUAAAUGCCACACAAUCCUCUGGGAGAUGCUUUGGGAAAUUCGGUAAUGCUCUGCUAAUUCACCACACCCAGCGUAAGGAGCGGGCCACAUGGCUCUGAAACGUAGGUUAAACGGACUCUCUCCCUGCUUUUGCUAACCCUAAUCCCAACAUGUCCCCGCACUUAUUAAAGCGGCACACAGAUGUGCGGUUGUGGCCACACGUGUGUAUGCCCCUGGUUGGUAUCUGUGCUCAGCCACUGGCAUCCAGAUCCUGGCUCAUCCCCCGUAUUAGUGAUGUGGUCACACUCGUGUGUCAGACUGAGAAGUGUAGCACCGGGCAGGAGUUCUGGACACAGCUGUCCCUGGGUCUCCCCGAAGGUGGAUGUAGGACAUUUUCCCGCCUGUGCGGCAUACAGAGCCGAAAUUCAAUGCCAGGUGCUGGGAGCCACUUCUGUUAAAAACCCAGGAAGAUCUUAACAUAAAAAUUCCUGAAAUCCCGCGAAAUUUGUUGUGUUGAUUAGAACGACAUGGAGAAAAGCAAAUAGAGAUCCGUGAAUGACUCCAUUAAAAAUAAGCCGGGAUGGGGGGAGCAGCCGGUGGCUGGGAUGCACGUCGGGGCUGAGACCCUGGCUCUCCAGCAGCGUUUGUGCGGUUUACACUCGUGGAGAAAAUAUCCCACUAGGCCCUGGAGACGGCUCGCUCGCCUGCGAAUCUGGUUCUCGUCAAGGUUCCUCCUCAUGACUUUCAGGAAACCAACCGGGAUCUGAGGACUCUGAUAUGAUGGCUUCAUUCACUCCCCCAAUCACAGGGUGCUUGUUCUCCCCACAGCUUCGUCCCGUCUUUGCUGCGGAACCUGGCGCAGAACGCGGACAGGACUCGCUGGGGAGCCGGGUGCAAAGUUUGCAGAACUUGGCGCAGAAGGCGGUUCUAGCCGCGGGUGGCACGGUUUGCCGCGGGGGGGGGGGGGGGGGAGUUGUCUGGUUUCCCACCACCUGUAUUUAAACGAACAGGCCCUUUUUGUGGCUGCCCUUGGGACUUGACUCCAGCCCCCCGCUCCCGGCCCGGGAAUCCCACAGUAGCGAGAUGCCAUGCACUGGCCGGAGAACCAGCGCCGGCAGGCGCGCCCGCUCUGCGGAUGUGGGUCGGGAGCUUGGCUGACGGGUCUAUUAAAGGCGCGCGUGGGAGAAGGCUCGCACGCACGUUCACGCAGUUCUUUUUCCCGACAAAGACUCGGCCACGCAGAGCUCUGUCUCCGGAAAAUUCCGCUUAAUUCGAGAAAGCAUCCGGGGCCCCGGGAGGCGCGAUCCAGGGCGGCCGGGCUCCUGCACCCGCCGCCCGCCCGCGGCCCCCCUCCCCGCGGCCCCUCCCGGCUCCCCCCCUCCCGGCUUCCGCAGCCUGGCCCGCCGGGCAGAGGCUCCAGAAACGUCGGCGGCAGAAUGUAAUAAUAGGUUUGAUUCCUUGGAAACUUCAAGUGAAAAGCAGACUUGGCCUUGGCGCAGCCCCUUUUCCAGCACGACUCUUCGGCAGGAUUGAAAUGCUGGACCAGAGGGGAGGGGAGAGGGGCGCAGGCCCCCGGGGCGAGCAGCCGAGGGGGGUGGGUCCGGUCCCCGCCCCCGGGGCCUGCAGGGUCGCCCCCCAGCCCGACGGCGGGGCCCGGCGGAGAGGGAGGGGGGCUCGGAGCCCGCGUCCCCGCCCCUCCU